UCCCAAAGAGAAAUUUUAGUUGUUGCUCUUUCCCUCUCAGCCUUCCUUGCCUUUCCUGAUUAAUCUAGUGCAGCUUCUGGACCUUUUGAUUAUCUAUGUGUUCCAUCCUUGCCACAGCCCAGGACUCAGCUCACCUGGUAGACAUUUAUUUUGUUCAGGAUUCCCAACUUUAUUCCUGUCCUUGCCUGUCACCUAGCUCCUCCCUGCAGUCCUCAACUUCCUUGUCAACAGUCUGACCCUAGCCUUAAUCCAAAAUAACUCAACCAAUAAUUGUCAACAAUGUCUGCUACUCCACCCUCUUUAAUUCUCUGUAUUUACUGGCAGCCUCUAAAUCUUGGUCACCCCCAUUCAUUCCAGCUGCAAGCCAAGCCUGAUCAAAAUGGUUUUUCCUAGAUACAGACAGGUACGUAAUUACAGUAGUGAGGUGAUGGGGCAAUGGGGAAUGCAAGGGUAUCUUCUGGGGCCUGGAGCCUAGUAAUUUUCAAUAUGCCCGACAUCUGUUAUUGUCUGUGUGUGUCGGUUACAAAGCCAUCUCAGACACAUUAUCUCCACAGCAAUCCAAACGCUAUCAUCUGUCUACACCCUUUGGUUGACAGGGUGAGGGCCCUGAAUUCAAUUUUUUGUAUUAAGGUACCUUUUACUGGCAAAACUUUCAGUAAGUGUCUACAUUUCCCUUAGCAUUUAAAAAAAAGAAAAAGAAAAAAAAAGCGAUGUAUGCCAGUAUGCCAUGGGCCUCAGGUGGAAUUCACAAAGUUGGCAGAGCUGGAACACCUACUAACGUGGACGUUCUAAGAUCUUUAGGGUGUACAACUGGCCUGAAUUCAUCACGAGCGUCAAUCCAACUUCUCCAGUGUUUAACUUCCGGAAUUUCAGCUUUUUGCUUGGGCGAUAGCCGAGCAGAAUCGAAAGUCUUCAAGGCCCGGACUUCCGCCUCUAACCCUGAACCCCGCCCAGCGCAAACAAGCCCCGCCCAGCAAGACGUUGGACUUGCCGAGUGUGAGUCUCCUCAGCGCCCGUAGUUCUUGAACUUUGACCUCUGCAGGGCCUGUGCGUGGGCUAGUACGCAUGCGUUGUUCCUCUGAAUGGCGAGCAUCCUUAUUCUGGCGGCGACGGCAGGAAUGGUUGCAGUGCUUCUGGCACUGCGGCUGUGGAUCGUGCUUCAUUCCCGGGUCGUUGUGCCCCGGGAGUCUCUCAGUCUCAUGGCGGUGGCCGGGUCCGGUGGGCAUACCACUGAGAUCCUCAGACUGCUUGAGCACUUGUCCAGUGCUUACUCUCCUAGACAUUACAUCAUUGCUGACACUGAUGAAAUGAGUGCCCAGAAAAUAAGUUCUUUUGAAUUAAAACGGGCUGAUAGAGACCCUAGUACCACGUUUCCCAAAUACUGUAUCCACCGUAUUCCCAGAAGCCGUGAGGUUCAGCAGUCCUGGCUGUCCACAGUGCUCACCACCUUGUAUGCCUCGUGGUUCUCCUUUCCUCUGACUUACCGAGUGAAGCCAGAUUUGGUGUUGUGUAACGGACCAGGAACAUGUGUUCCUAUCUGUGUAUCUGCCCUUCUCCUUGGGAUACUAGGAAUAAAGAAAGUGAUCAUUGUCUAUGUGGAAAGCAUCUGCCGAGUAGACCAUUUAUCCCUGUCCGGAAAGAUUCUCUUUCACCUCUCCGAUUACUUCAUUGUUCAGUGGCCGGCUCUUAAGGAGAAAUAUCCCAAAUCUGUGUACCUCGGGCGAAUUGUUUAAUGAAUGACAAUUUACUUCUUUAGAAUUCUGCAGUUAACAAUAUUUAUUGUAAGUGGGGAGAAAAACUACAUGUUUCUUGUAAAGGCUUCUGAAAGUCCUGAGAAUUGUUGAUAGUCAAGAAUAAAACAUGUAGAUAACCCAGUGAAAUAACUGAGAUUGCUCUUAUAAAACAAACAUUAAUAAACCGUGAAGUAUUUA
This is a messenger RNA of Hipposideros armiger (great roundleaf bat), 1931 nucleotides long. It is a transcript of the gene ALG14, whose product is annotated as ALG14 UDP-N-acetylglucosaminyltransferase subunit. Gene Ontology annotation, biological process: dolichol-linked oligosaccharide biosynthetic process. The record is from RefSeq and is a predicted model, not a curated record. Bases 1083 to 1733 code for a protein of 216 amino acids. NCBI's taxonomy places the organism in Eukaryota, Metazoa, Chordata, Mammalia, Chiroptera, Hipposideridae. Gene Ontology annotation, molecular function: N-acetylglucosaminyldiphosphodolichol N-acetylglucosaminyltransferase activity. Gene Ontology annotation, cellular component: UDP-N-acetylglucosamine transferase complex. The transcript has 4 exons.